AAUAACGUCUGCGACGUCAUGCCGCGCGAGAGACCCUCGACGAAUGGGCAAAGCUGUUGUAAGUGUUCGAAUCGGGAAUAAUCCUGCAGUGAGUGUCGCCGUCAAAGUUACUCGCUUAUGGUCGUGCUCUGUCCAGCGGAACCGUUUGCGACAGAAUACUCGACGACCAGAACGAGAAUCUCUGCGGAGACGAGAGCGAGCUCACUGAGCAGAAGCUCCAGAAGUUUCGGCGGUCGAGGCUCGCCGCCUAAACUCCGACGGACGAUCCGGUCAGAAAGGGGAGGAGAUAAAACUAAACUACCGGUGACCGGAUUCUCGAUGAGCCUUCGACACCUUCCGAUACACCUUCCCGUUGGAUUUUAAUCAGUAUUCAAAGUCACCGCCCCGGCUUGAUCAUGGACGCGCUGGAAAUUCUUUCGGAGAUCGCUCCGAGGCCGACCCUGUCUUUAUAUCAGAUCGAGGUGCUAUCUGUGGCUGUCACGCUAGUCGUCUACGCUUGCAUGCUGGUGAUCGCGGUUGGAAUCGUCAAGCGUGGAUCGUCCUUCGGAGUUCCUCUCAGGAAUUUUCUCUCGGGACUGAUUAUGUCAUCUCUUGGCAUCGUUUUCGCAGAACCCGGUAGUGAAUCAACCCCUGCUGGACUGAUGAACAAAUGCGGCGUCACGGUCCAAGGUUUCGUCUGUCUGGUUAUUCUUGCUUACUCUUCGGAUUUCAACGGAGACGCUAGGUUGGCAGCGGUUGCUCUCGUAGUCUUCUCGCUUUUGAUAAACCUGAAAGACCACGUUCUGCUUGUCACCCUAUUGUGGAGCACACUGCAUCUUGUGUACAUACCGGGUCUCGAUUACCUCCGGAGCCGCAAAUCUGGCGUCUCAUCUACCCCGGACACCUUGGUCCUCACACUGUAUCUGUCCGGAUCUUUAUCUCUCAUCGGCUGGGGAAGUUACAUAUACCUUGCUGGAUCGCUUCUGCUCUCGCUGCCGUACUUCUUGGGCACGGCCGUCUCGCUUCUGAGUUUGCGGGACAUGUACGCUACUAAAAUCAAAAUUGCUUAGAGGGGCGUGAGCCGAGCCGCUCUAUUGCUCUGGGUUCUCCCGAGCUCUUCAUACGCGGAUCUGAGUACCUUAUAUACAUGCGAUUUAAUAGAUUCGGUUCCCGCCUGCCGCCUUCUACUUCAGAUCGAUUACGGUGAAAUCUUGCUGCGAGGAGCCCCGCAGGACCUGUGAAUUUUGUUCAUUGUCAUGAUUAGUCUUUCUGUUGAGAAUUUUAAAAGUGUCCUCUCCAGCUUCCCAAACGGUUCGCUGAAACGAAGCUUCGCUGGAGCGGUGCUCGUUGUUACGAAAUUUCACUGUACCUUCAAUCAGCCUGUAUACAGCCAUUUUUAGGAUUUUUGAAUUUCACUGAGCCAAAGUUACUCCCACAUUAGUCCGGCCCACCGGUAUUUCAAAAACCUGCGCGUUGUCAGGGUCGCACUCGCUCAACUAUUCCGGUGAUGACAGACGAGACGAGCCGGCAGAAAGGCGAUAGAAUAGAAGGAGAGAUCGUUGUCUCUCCUCUGCUUUUUCCGUCGAAGAGAUUCGCGGUAUAGAUCCGUGGCUCCUAAGCGGUUGCGGUCUGUAUUCGUUCCAAGAGACACGAACGACAACAUGAGAAAUAAAUGACUGAGAUACAGGAGACUUG
Molecule: messenger RNA, 1674 nt
Organism: Galendromus occidentalis (western predatory mite)
Lineage: Eukaryota; Metazoa; Arthropoda; Arachnida; Mesostigmata; Phytoseiidae
Exons: 4
Coding region: 396-1049 (217 amino acids)
Source: RefSeq, a predicted model, not a curated record